AUGACAGUGGAGGUGUUGAGAUCCUUUGAGGUGGUGGUGGUGUUGAGAUCCUUCGAGGUGGUGGUGGUGUUGAGAUCCUUCGAGGUGGUGGAGGUGUUGAGAUCCUUCGAGGUGGUGGAGAGGGAUAACCGCCCGCUCCUGUCUCCCAUACACUUCUCCUCACCCAUCUCCUGUCUCCCCUACACCACACCUCACCCAUCUCCUAUCUCCCCCACUCCACACUCAUCUCCUGUCUCCCCCACUCCUCACCCAUCUCCUCUCUCCCCUACACCUCUCCUCACCCAUCUCCUCUCUCCCCUACACCUCUCCUCACCCAUCUCCUGUCUCCCCCCACACCUCUACACACCCAUCUCCUGUCUCCCUUACACCUCUCCUCACCCAUCUUUUGUCUCCUCACCCAUCUCCUGUCUCCCCUCCACCUCUCCUCACCCAUCUCCUGUAUCCCCUACACUAGUCCUCACCAUCUCCUGUCUCCUCACCCAUCUGCCAUCUCUCCCACUCCUUUUCCAUCUCCUCUCUCCCCUACACCUCUCCACACCCAUCUCCUGUCUCACUUACACCUCUCCUCACCCAUCUCCUGUCUCCCCCCACACCUCUACACAUCCAUAUCCUAUCUCCCCUACACCUCUCCACACCCAUCUCCUGUCUCACUUACACCUCUCCUCACCCAUCUCCUGUCUCCCCUACACCUCUACUCACCCAUCUCCUGUCUCCCCUACACCUCUACUCACCCAUCUCCUGUCUCCCCUACACCUCUCCUCACCCAUCUCCUGUCUCCCCUCCACCUCUCCUCACCCAUCUCCUGUCUCCCUUACACCUCUCCUCACCAUCUCCCGUCUCCUCACUCUUCUGCCAUCUCUCCCACUCCUCACCCAUCUCCUGUCUCCCCCACUCCACACCCAACUAAUGUCUCCCCCACUCCACACCCAUCUCCACUCGGCUCCAAGGCCGCGCUGGAGACCCCGGGCCCCGCCUCUCGCUCCGCAGCCCAUUGUUGGACAUGGCCGCGUGUUAAUUGCUCAGAUAGUUGCUUUCGAUCGGCUGGAGAUGUUUUGGCCCCUGACAAUCACAUCUCAUCAACGGGGCUGCGCUCGCUGGAAAAUCUCAAUCAAUGAGGACAGAAGCAGAGACGGAGACGGAGAGAGGUUCAACAGGCUGAGGAGGGGGGAGGAGGGGGAGGAUGGGGGAGGCGUGUGUUUGUGGAGGAUUUCAAAAUGA
Molecule: messenger RNA, 1218 nt
Organism: Knipowitschia caucasica
Lineage: Eukaryota; Metazoa; Chordata; Actinopteri; Gobiiformes; Gobiidae
Source: the annotation of a GenBank genome assembly